This is a messenger RNA of Plutella xylostella (diamondback moth), 13096 nucleotides long. It is a transcript of the gene rhea, whose product is annotated as Talin_middle and talin-RS domain-containing protein rhea. Gene Ontology annotation, molecular function: integrin binding; structural constituent of cytoskeleton; actin filament binding. The record is from RefSeq and is a predicted model, not a curated record. Lineage: Eukaryota; Metazoa; Arthropoda; Insecta; Lepidoptera; Plutellidae. Gene Ontology annotation, cellular component: cytoplasm; ruffle; cytoskeleton. Gene Ontology annotation, biological process: cell-cell adhesion; actin cytoskeleton organization.
AAGUGGAAGUUGAUAAUGUGAUGCGGUUACGCGAGGUUUGGGAUAGGAAGCGUGAGUGUGAAUCAGCUGGGGGAAAAAUCAAUACUUUGCACGUUUGCUUGUUUUCGUCUAGAAAGGAAAUUUAGGGAGUGGAUGAAAUAAGUAAAAAAAAUAUGAAAGAAAUAGUUUAUAUUGUAGGUUGCUAAAAUAGUGGAGUAUUUUAAAAAUGUACGAAUUUACCGCGAAUACUGUCGAUGAAUUAGUUUUGGUUUCCCUACAAUUCCGCCAGGUGGCGCGACCGAGUAGUAUUCGUGAUGUGAUGGGCGUGUGAGUGACUGUGUCAAAAAAUAGUGUUUUGUGAUGUUUAGUGCCAUAACUGGGCAAAAAAACGGUACAGGGACUGAGAUGUGAAGCGACAAACACACAGCCACGCCAAAUCGAGUGCCUUAUUAGUUUAGUGAACGAACGAUCUUUGUAAUCGCAAUACAAAGCAACGAUAUUUUUGAAGAAUUUUCCGAAGAGCUUCCUGCUACAUUUUUAUUCAAGCCACCAGCAGAGCAGUCACCGCAAGCGGCGGCGGCGUCGUGACGCUCCCUGCGCGCGCGCAUCGAACACGCGCUCGGCGACAACUGGCGCCGGCUGACCAGGCCCAGGGCUGGCUCGUUCCAGAGUCAAACCCGAGACUCCCCGGAGCGCGCCCACCGGCGGCACCGGUCCGUAAGCGUCGAGCGGCCGCGGCGGGGCAGCGCCCAGUCUGACCCCGGCUACACUGCUAACAUAUACAGAGCCCACUCCCUAACCAGCAUGGCGACACUCUCGCUCAAGAUCUCGCUGGAGGGCGGCGCGGUGGUGAAGACCAUGCAGUUCGACCCCAGCAGCUCGGUGUACGACGCGUGCCGCCUCAUCCGCGAGAAGAUCCUCGAGGCCGGCACCGGCGACCCAAAACAAUACGGCCUCUUCCUCACCUCGGACAACGACACGAAGAAGGGCAUCUGGCUGGAGGCGUCCCGCAGCCUCGACUACUACAUCCUGCGCAGCGGCGACCUGCUGCACUACGGCAACAAGACCAGGAACCUGCGCGUGCGCAUGUUGGACGGCACGGUGAAGACGUUGCUGGUGGACGACAGCCAGAUCGUGGCCAACCUGAUGGUGGUCAUCUGCACCAAGAUCGGCAUCACCAACUACGACGAGUAUGGACUGGUCCGUGAAGAGCAGAAGGAAGAAGGCGACCCCUGCGAGAAGGGCAACUACGGAACCCUCACCAUGAGGAGGAAGCACCAGGAGAAGGACAGAGACGCCAAGAUGGACCAGCUCCGGAAGAAGCUGAGGACUGAUGAUGAAGUGAACUGGGUAGAGCCCUCCCAAACCCUCGGCGAGCAGGGCAUCCAGCCCUCCGAGACCGUCUUACUCCGACGACGCCUCUUCUACUCGGACCGCAACGUGGACUCGCGCGACCCCGUGCAGCUCAACCUGCUGUACGUGCAGGCGCGGGACGCCAUCCUGGCGGGGACCCACCCGAUUACUAUGGAGAAAGCGUGCGAGUUCGCGGGCAUCCAGUGCCAGAUACAGUUCGGAGACCACAAAGAGGACAAACAUACACCGGGAUUCUUAGACCUGAAGGAGUUCCUGCCAGCAUCCUACGUGAAGGUUAAGGGUGUGGAGAAGAAGGUCCUCAAACAGCACCGUCAGCACUCCGGACUCAGUGAGCUGGAGGCCAAGGUUCUAUACACGAAGAGUGCGAGGGCGCUGCCUACGUAUGGAGUGGCUUUCUUCCUUGUCAAGGAGAAAAUGAAAGGCAAGAACAAACUGGUCCCCCGCUUGCUGGGAGUCCGAGCUGACUCCGUGCUUCGUCUCGACGAACGAACCAAGGAGACGCUGCAGUCCUGGCCGCUGACCACCGUGAGACGCUGGUGUGCCAGUCCGAAUACCUUCACACUGGACUUUGGGGACUACAGCGACCAAUACUACUCAGUCCAGACCACCGAAGCUGAACAAAUUCUACAAGUGAUAGCCGGCUACAUCGACAUCAUCCUGCGGCGGCAGCGGGCCAAGGAGCACCUGGGCGUGGAGGGCGACGAGGGGUCCGCCAUGCUGGAGGACGCCGUGGCGCCCAGCAAGGCCAACAUAAUCCAACACGACACGUACAAGUCGGGCAAGGUGAACACGGAGUCGGUUGCCAAGCCCGCCGUGCUGAGACCCGGCGCUGAAGGGGCCAAGCCGUUCGCCGUGGGCCACGUGACCGGCGCGCAGCAGACCACCGUCUCCGGCCAGAUCAUCACGGGACACGCGCCGCCCGCCGCGUCCCAAGGUCAGCAGACCAAGGUGACGUCAGUGCUGACGGAGCCCCAGCGAGCCCUGUCUUCCACCAUCACCUCGGGGUACGAGAUCAUCAAGCACACUGAAGAGAGUUUGACGGUGGCCACUCUCCCCGAGCUGGGCGACGAUGCCGCCUCACAGAAAUGGCGUCUGCAGACCACGGACACGUCGCGCCAGCUGGUGACGUCACAGAUCGCCGCCAUGAACGCCGCCACCGCGCAGAUCGUCACGCUCACUUCAGGAACAACGGAAGAAGUAGACCACACCGCCGUCGGCGCGGCGAUCACGACCAUCACGUCGAACCUGCCGCCGCUGUCGUCGCGCGUGGCGCUGCUGGCGGCGCUGGCCCCCGACGGAGCCCCGCUGCUGGACGCGGCGCGGAGUCUGUGCCGCGCCUUCACCGAGCUGCUGACUGCCGCCGACCCGCAGGGCAGCAAGCCUCGUCAGAACCUCCUCAACGCCGCGUCCAAGGUGGGCGAGGCGUCCACCGGAGUGCUCCACACCAUCGGGGAGGAGACAGAAGAGGACAAGGAGACCCAGGACAUCCUGCUAUCCCUAGCCAAGGCAGUGGCCAACACGACGGCGGCCCUGGUGCUGAAGGCGAAGCACGUGGCGGCGUCGUGCGGGGAGCCGGGCGCGCAGGGCGGCAUCAUCGCCUGCGCCACGCACGCCGCGCUCGCGACCAGCCAGCUCGUGGCCGCCGCCAAGGUGGUAGCCCCAACACUGGACAACCCAGCGUGCAAGGAGCAGCUCAACAACGCGUGUCGGCAAGUGACGGCGGCGGUGCAGCGGCUGCUGGCGGCGUGCGAGGCGGCGGGCGGCGGCCGCGACGAGCUGCUGGCCGCUGCUGACCAGCUCACUGAUGCGCUGGAUAGGCUGCAGGAGCAUGCUAACAUGGACCGCAACCGCGCCACGGCCUACUCCACGACCACAGUGGAACACGUGAUGUCGGCCUACGAGCGCCUCUCCGCCGCGCACUCGCAGCCCGAGGUGCUGCAGCGAGCCCGGGAGCUGGGACACGCCACCGCCACACUCAUCACUGAUAUUAAGACGGAAGCGGAAAGCAAGCCGUCAGACGCCCAACGCCGCCUGCUGGCCGCCGCCAAGCUGCUGGCCGACGCCACCGCCAGGAUGGUGGAGGCGGCCAGGCAGUGCGCCACUUCUCCAGAGGAUCGUGAGAAGCAAGAAGCUCUGCGGCGCGCGGCCGAGGAGCUGCGCUUCAUCACCGCCGACUACGCGCAGGGGCAGGACAUCGUGCGCUCGCAGAUAGCCCGUCUCUCUCAGAGCGCCAUGCAGACGGCGUCCAGCGCGGGCCAGUUAGCCGCAGCCGCUCACAGCGCCACCACUUACAACACCAACACUUACACUCAGGAGACUCUCCUAGAGGAGUGCAAGCUGCUGACCUCGCAGGUGCCUCGCGUGGUGGACGCCGUCAAGGUGUCUUCACUGCGGGAGGGGUCCGCCGCCGCCCAGCUCGACCUCAUCUCCGCUUGCGACUCUUUACUGCAGCCAAGCGGGCACGCGGUGGCGGCGGCGCGCGCGGCGCUCCCCACAGUCAGCGAUGCGCACGCGCACAAACACUUGUCCGACACCGCGCAGCAACUCACGCAGGAUGCGGGAGACCUCAGAUCAGCAGUAUCCCGCGCGCGCACCUCCUGCCGGGGCCUGGAACUGGAUGCAGCAGCUCAACUGCUGCGCGAGCUGCCGGCCGAGCUGCAGCAGCAGCCGCGCCCGCUGCCGGGGCAGACCGCGGAAUGGGCCUCCUCAACCCUCAACAACGCGUCCCGCUCAGCCGGCGCCGCCACCGCAGCCCUGGUCUCCGCCGCGCGCGCCGCCGAGCCCGCCGCCGCCGGCACCGCGGCUGCUGACCUGUCUUCACAUCUGAAAGAGUUUACUAAAGGAGUGAGAGCUUCGGCUGCCUUGGCUGAGGAACCGGAGCUCCACAGACUCCUAUCAUCGGGCCGCCACGUCCUAGAGUCUUCGCUGACGCUGGUGGAGACAGUACAGAGAUACCUCGCCACCUCCGAGACGGUCCACAUCCAGCACAUCAUCACCACCGCCAAGCAGCUCAACCAGGACCUGGAGCGUACGGUGGAAGCGGUGCCAGCUCACUCGGAGCUCGACAUCGCCAUGGAAAACAUCAACGAGACUUUGAAUAUACUCAACAUGAACGAGUUCCCGCCUUCUGAUAGGAAUUAUGGCGAGCUCCAAUCCGAGCUGACCACCGCAGCAGCCGAACUCUCCCAGCUGUCCUCCUCUGUGGCGUGGAGCGCGGAGACGCCGGGGCAGCUGGCGCGGGCGGCGCGCGGGUUCGGGGACCAGUUCAACACCGUCGCCGGCCUCGCGCUCGAGAUGUGCCGCCACACCGAGGACGUGGAGACCCGCACGCUGAUGGUGAACUCCAUGAAGACCGUCACAGUUAACUCCUCCAAGCUGCUGUCCACCGCCAAGUCUGUCAGCCAGGAUCUCAACCGACCGAAUGCCAAGAACCAGCUGGCGGCGGCCGCCAGGGACGUCACUGACAGCAUCAACAGACUCCUGGACGUAUGCACCGAAGCCACCCCAGGCCAGAAGGAGUGCGAGGCGGUCCUACGCAACGUGGCGGCCAUGGCGCCUCUACUCCGAGUCCCCGACGAGCCUGUCACCGACCUGGGCUACUUCUGCACGCUGGACCAGCUCGUCACGCACUCCAAGACUCUCAGCGAGGGCAUGUCCGGCAUGGCGCACAGCAUCAAGCGAGGAGCUCAGGAGCAGUUCUCAGCCAGCGUGCAGGCCACAGGGGCUGCCCUAUGUCGGCUUCUGGAGGGGACAGCACAGGCUGCUUACUUGGUGGCAGUCUCAGACGAGACGAGCGUGGCGGGGCGGCCCGGGCUGGUGGACCGGGCGCAGUUCGCGCGCGCCGCCGCCGCCAUCGACCAGGCGUGCCGCGUGCUGGCUGAUUCUAGCAGUGCGCAGCAACAGGUCCUAUCGGCCGCCACAAUAAUAGCCAAGCAUACAUCAGCCAUCUGCAACGCGUGCCGCGUGGCCUCCUCCAAGACGUCCCGAGCCGCCGACAAGCGACACUUCGUGCAGAGCGCCAAGGACGUGGCCAACUGUACCGCCGCGCUCGUGAAGAGGAUCAAGACUCUUGAUGCCGACUACACUGAGGAGAACCGUACGGCCUGCGCCGAGGCCACCGCCCCUCUCCAAGACGCCGUACGCUCGCUGUGCCAGUUCGCGGACAGCCCCGAGUUCGCCGCCGCCCCCGCGCGCCUCUCCCCCGCCGCGCGCCAGCAGCAGCAGCCCAUACUGCAGUGCGGCAGAAACAUAAUAACCGCAUCCUGCUCAAUGAUCGAGGCGGCUAAAGUGCUCGCGCUCAGCCCGAGCGAGCGCGCGCACUGGCAGGCGCUCGCGCAGCACAGCAAGACCGUGUCCGACAACAUCAAGGCUCUGGUUACUAAUAUCAGAGAGAAAGCGCCAGGACAGCGGCAGUGCGCGUGCGCGCUGCAGACGCUGAGCUCGCUGCGGCGCUCGCUGGAGCAGUGCGCGCUGGCCGAGCAGCCCGCGCCGCCCGCAGGGAACACGCUGGAAGGUUUCUCCGAGCUGAUCGAAAGCAGUUCAACGGAGAUCCUGGAGCGCCUGGAGCCGCUGCGAGUGGCGGCCAAGGGCGAGGCCGAGAACCUGGGACACGCCGUCGUGCAGAUGGUAUCCUACGUCGAACCCCUAGUAACCGCCGCCAUCGGCUGCCACGCGCAGCUGUCGGACAGCCGCGUGUCGGCGGCGCUGCUGGACGCCACGCGGACCGUGCUGGAGGCCGCCGCGGCGCUCGUGCAGGCCGCCGGGGACGCCGCCGGGAACCCCCGGGCGACCAGCAUCCACCCGGAAGUGGACUCUUCUGUCGCGCUGUGUCGCCGCGCGCUGUCGGAGCUGUCGUCGGCGGCGCGCGAGCUGAGCGCGGCCCGCGGCGCCGUCAGGCCGCUGCUAGAUGCUGUCGCAAGAAGCCAGCAGGCUCUCACAACACACAGGAUGUCUCUGCUGGGCUCAUUCGACGAGACCGCCUCCUACGUGGACUACCAGACGCGCAUGGCCGCCACCGCCAAGGACAUCGCCAGACUGGCUAAUGAUAUGACGGCGAAGUCAGCGACAGACGCGUCGCGCCUGGUGCAGCUCGGCAACGACGUGUGCCAGAAGUACUGCCAGCUGGCGGCGGACAGCGGCGGCGCCUCCGCCACCACGCCGCACGCCGACCUGGCCGCCAGCAUCCGCUCGGCCGUGCUGGAGCUGGGCGAACAAGUGUCCGACAUCAUCAAGGCGGGCGGCACCUGUCGCAUGUCAGCUACUGCCGACAACCAGCGCGCCGUGGCUGACAGCGCCAAGCGGGUUAACGAGAAGGUGAUGUCAGUGCUGUCGGCACUGCAGCAGGGCUCCCGCGGCACGCAGGCCUGCAUCGACGCGGCCGCCACCGUGGCCGCCAUCAUCGGCGACCUGGACACCACCAUCAUGUUCGCUAGUGCCGGCACCCUACAAUCAGACAACGAAGCCGACUCCUUCUCCCAACACCGGGAAGCUGUUCUCAAGACAGCCAAGACCCUGGUGGAGGACACGAAGCGGCUGGUGGGCGGCGCCACGGGGGGGCAGGACGAGCUGGCGGCGGCGGCCGACGCUGCCGUGGCCACUAUAGUCCAACUCUGCGAGGUCGUCAAACAAGGCGCCAUAUCCCUCGGCUGCAACCCUCCAGACCGGCAGGUCCUACUUCUCAACGCGGCUCGCGACGUGGCGGCGGCGCUCCGAGACCUGGCAGCCGCCACCGCCGCCGCCAGCCCGAGACAGGCGGAUAGUCUGCACGUGCAGAAUCUGAAGACUGCUGCUAAGCGCGCGACCAAACGCUGGAGCCUCCCGGUCACCCCCGCGACCCUCCCGCGGCCAAACAAACGUAGAUCCUUUAACUUCGGAGCCAAAAACGACUAUGGCUCUUGUGACUCAGAGACUGACGUCUACCAAUCAGACAUGGAAGAUGAACUUAUCAAACUUCUAGACUAUUCCAGCCAAGACGACGAUGUCUCUCCAACUAUCUUCCAUGAUAAUUGUGAGGAGAUCAUUGCUUACAUUGAAAGUUUCAUGCGUCAUCCGAAUAAGGUUCCUAAAGAUGAUGACGUCAAUGAAAAAUAUAAUAUUGCAGCUAGAAAUAGUUUAGUAGACAUGGACUGGAGAGUCAUUAAGUAUGGGGAAAAUAUUCUGCUCGGAGAAAUAAAAUCGCUGGUGGAUGUGUAUGUGGAUAUUAGUGAUAGAGAGGAAAAUAGAAGAAGGAGGGAGAAAAUCGUUCGGCUUAAAGCUAACACGGAGUUGGAUAGCGAAAUGAAGCGACUGUCACAAGUCGUCGAUGAUAUGGAGUCAGAAAUUGAGACUGAAGAGACUGAUACAGUUGUGACGAAGACUGUUAAAACUAUUGUGACUACAAAGAGACCGCUGGAGGAGAAGUUAUUGAAAUAUAAGUUAAGGAAUCCCUCUUUCAAAGUAACUAAAGUAAAACCAGUAAACUUGGUUAUCAGUCUAGAACUUAGGUCGAAGACUCCGGUAAAACCUGCUCAAAUAGAGGAGUUAAAAUCUCCGCAUAUAGAAGAAAUUAAAUCUCCAAAUAUAGAAGAGAUAAAAUCUCCUGAAGAAACAAACAAAGAUGAAGCUAAAGUUAUUGAAGUGAAACCAGAAGUUAAAAGCAAAAACACCGAGUUUUGGGAUAUGUUCAAAGAUGACACGGAAUGGUGGCAAGCGUUAGCUAAGAGAAAUCUAGAGAAAAUGGAGGAAGCUAGAAAAGACCUAGAAAGGUUCAGCCAACAUGAGUUAGUACUGGGUGACAUUGAGAAUGAAAUGGAUAAGUAUGAGAAAGAAAAAGAAACACUUCAAACCUUCAUUGAAGACGUUGACAGAACGAAAAAUUUAGAAUACGACAAAAAGUACGAAGACAUGGUUUUGAAACUCAUUGACUUUGCUAAAAAGGACUUUAAUUACAAAGGCUUUGAUCCUUUAAUUGAACAGCUUAAUGCCUUAUCCAAGAUACAAAUAGAAAGACCCAAGAAAGUUAUCAACAUACACGAAAUAAUACACAUGGACGUGAGCAAAUACACCUACGAAGAAUUGAACGUUUUAGAGAAAUAUUACCAGGAAAUCAUCAAAAAACACAAACCGAAGAAUCGAGUGACCAUAGCAGACAAAGAAAACAUAGUUCCUAUAAGAUCUCCUAGCCUCACCAGAGAGCCAUCACCUUCCUAUCACAAAACCAUCAUAGUCAACACACACUCGCAAAACGAUCUCACAAAGCAAACCAACCAAUACAAUGUUAGCAACACAAGUUCCUUGAACCGAUUUCAAAGCAGAAACCGACAAGAAAUAUUCGAUCUCACUCGCUCGUACCCUGAAGAAUACUACGCUAACAACUGGUGGUCAAUCUACGAAGACAUACUGAAAACGCGCGAACGACAAUUCGGAUCCAUCGACAACUGGUGGAGAGUCUACGAAUCUGUGCUCAACAAAUCAGACUUAGAAGAGGAAGAAAUGAAUAGAAUUAGAUCUUUGUUGGAGUAUAGAAAUUCACUUAGAAAACGACCGAACAGCCGCUUAGAAGAGCAGCUGAAAAUGCUGGAUGAAGUAAAGAACAGUAACUUCACCGAGACGGAAGAUGUAAACCGACAGGACUCUGAAUCGGUGAUGGUGACCAACGUGACGUCUCUGCUGAAGACAGUGAAGGCCGUUGAGGACGAGCACAUGCGAGGAAUCCGCGCCCUCGAGUCCACUAUCGAGAGCAUCUCGCAGGAAGUCAAUGUCCUAAUGUCCCCGCAAGCGCCCAAGUCCACCGCCACCCCUGAAGAACUCAUCCGUCACACGCGGCUGAUGACGGGCGCCACGGCGGCGGCGGUGGCGGCGGGCGCCACGCACAAGCAGCAGCAGCUGACACAGAGCGCGCAUCUGGGCAGGGCUACUGUCAGGGAUCUGUUGACUACGUGCAAGGCGGCGGCCUUCACAGCGGAGACAGAAGAACUGAAACAGCAGACUCUAGAAGCGGGUCGCAACGCCGCGCUGGCGUACCGCGCACUGCUGGUGGCUCUACUGGGAACUGCUGAAGACAAGGCACAACUGCCGGAGCUGAGUCGACACGUCGCGUCCGCCGCGGCUGAGUUGAUUGCGUACGCUGAUAAACUUAAAGGCGCAGACUGGGUGGACCCCGAGGACCCGACGGUGAUCGCGGAGAACGAGCUGCUGAGCGCCGCCGCGUCCAUCGACGCCGCCGCGCGCAAGCUCGACUCGCUGCGCCCCCGCCAGGUGCAAGUGGAGGCGGACGAGAACCUGAACUUCGACGAGAUGAUCCUGUCGGCGGCUCGCUCCAUCAUCACCGCCACCUCGGCGCUGGUGCGGGCCGCCUCCGCCGCGCAGAGGGAGCUCAUAGACCAGGGCAAGGUGGCCCGGCGCCCCACAUCCUCCUCAGACGACGGGCAGUGGUCCGAGGGCCUCAUCUCCGCGGCGCGGCUGGUGGCGGCCGCCGCGCACUCGCUGGUGGAAGCCAGCAACGCGCUGGUCUGUGGUGCCGGCAGCGAGGAGCGGCUGAUCAGUGCCAGUAGGCAGGUGGCGCAGAGUACCGCGCAGCUGCUGGUGGCUUGUAAGGUGAAAGCGGACCCGUCCUCCGAGUCCACCCGGCGCCUCCAAGCGGCCGGCGCGCAGGUCAUCCGCUCCACGGACAACCUGGUGGUGGCCGCCAGGGACGCCAUGAGCCACGAGGAGGAGCGCAGCCUGGUGCUGAACCGCCGCAUGGUGGGCGGCAUCGCGCAGGAGAUCGACGCGCGCUCGGAGAUCCUCCGCAUAGAGAAAGAACUCGAAGAGGCUCGCGGCCGCCUCAACGCCAUCCGCCAGGCCAAGUACCGGCUGAAGACUGGUGACACGUCCGGAGAUGAAACGGAUACCGAUGUGUAUAUUGGGGGCUAUAGUAGUGAUGCUUCUGCUACGCCGCAUAGGUUCAAGACGCUUAACAGCAGUUUCGCGAACACGACCUACUCGCCGAACAGCACCCACACCAGCCAACACAACACGCAGAACUCGACCAACCUCAGCCAGCACAUCGGCCAACUCAACCAGUCCAUACACGGCACCAGUUCACCAGGCUACUCGCGCCUUGGCCCCAACGCUGGCCAAACACCGCCAACCUCGCCGGGGUACAAACAAGCUGGGUCCAACGCUGGCCCAACCCCGCCGCCGCCGCCUAGGCCUUCUAGCUUCGGACAGAACAACAGCUACUCCGAAAGCCAGUACAGUCAGACUAACGGAUCGUUCGGUCAAUCGAAGACGGUCCAAAGCCCGACGUUCUCAAGCUUCAGGCCGCAGGAGGAGACUCCCAAACAGAGCUACGAAGGGUUUACUACUCGCGAGGCAACAGCGGGUCGUAAUGACAGAACGAUGAGACAUACGGAGUCGGAAGUGACGUCAGAGGUCUCGGAGACGGUCGUGGUGAAGUCGCUUCAGCUGCCGCAGGUGCGGACAGCCCUACUCGUGACGGACGACAGUGCGACCACCACCAUCUUCUACAAGCGGGAGAAGCCCCCGCCGCCGCCGCGCAAGUUCACUCUCGGCACAAACUACGAAACUCGUCUUUACGACACCCCGCGCCCCGCCAGCCAGCCAGCGACUGAAGAGAGCAGGUUCGAAUCCAGCCAGUACUUCCAGGAACAAAAAUCUGCCUUCGAAUCCUCUACUAAACUACAAACCCCUCUGAGCCCUAAGUUCAACGCCAGACAGCUUAAAUUCGAGGACAAAUCCGAACCAAUCUACUCUACGCUAAACAAGCCUUCCACGCCUAAAUCGCCGUUCGACGGAGUGGGUCAGACCUUCUCUGAACACCAAAAGUCCACAGAAGCCAUACCUGGUGGCACGAAGAGUACAGAGUUCUCCAUCAAAAGCGAAUCCUACCAGAGCUAUCCGAAAACCGAGUUUGUCAAAUCCGAAACGCGGCAGGAAAUCAAAUCGCCUUUCGCGACUUCAACUCCCUCCAAAUUUGAGCAGUCGGACUUCUACGCGCAGCAAGAGUUCACCAAAAACCUGUCUUCAGACUUGGUCAAGGUCCCUACUCCGGAAUUCGAGCGGAUAUCCUCGCCAUACGGCAAAGAGGUGCAGAGUUACGGAGGGCCCAACUUCAUGGAGGAAACCACCACUGAGGUCAAAGAAAUACCCAACGGAACCCAGAAAAUAACCACAACCAAAAUCUACAGCUCUUCUCCCGUUAACAUUACGACUACGAAUACUAAAUACGAACCAGUCAAGCUUGAAGGAAUUGACGAGCUAUCGAAAUCCUUCGAUAACGACUCGAAGUACAGCACUCUCGACUCCCGCUUCAACACGUUGGAGUCCAAACUGAGUUCCGACACGAGCCGCUCCUUCAUGAGACCCUCAGACUUCCACAAGUCCGAAUACCAGUCAUCAUCGUCCGUGACGAAUGUGAAGAAACCGGUGGAGACCCGAGAGAUAGAGAGCUUGGAUAAAAAGUUCGCGAAACAGACGAUCAAGUCUGAGACGAUUGAGAGGAAAUCCGUGAUGACAAGUUCACACAAGUCGCAGACCAGUUCAACGGUAACUAAGAAGUUUGGCAACUUUUAAGGUCAAUAAUUCCGUGGUUUACGUGUUCGCUUCUCUAACAACACGCGUUUUUGUGUCUGGCUGUUCGUUGUGUUGAAACCUCGUGGUUGGUGUCUCGAGAAAAAAGCUUUCUCUUGUUUAUACUGAAGCUUCGCUAAAAAGCACGUUGUAAAAAGGUUAAGACUUGUUUUCAUCGAUAUAUAAAGCUAAGUUUAGAACCCGGAGAUUACACAAUAUAUCUCGAUGAACUGGAGUCUAUAUAAUUAAUUUUAUUAAUAGUUUAGUCGUAAGUUUAUGAAAAUCUGCGGUGCUAGAGAUUAUUAAGCGUAGUGUAGACAGAAUGUAGUGCCUAAAUUUUGCCUUAGCCAAAAAAUAUGAAGAUGUAUUAUACGAUUUGAUUUUAUAUUGAAUUUUAAGGUUUUUUCGGCCCGUGUUGAUGUUUGUUACAACGAGUCUUUGAAUUCACAAAGUGCUAGCCCCGCGGGGUCCUUACGAUGUUGCCUUUUAUAUAUUAAUAUAUUUCAAAAUGGAUUUUAUAUAUAACAAUAUAUAGCCACACGUGCCAUUGACAGAUUUUUUAUAUAUACAUUGGGUCAGUAAUUGUUAGCUAGCGUACAUCGAUGUACAAUUAUGGACCCAUGCUUCUUAAUCAACAUUCUAUUGUCGAUAUGGUGCUGCAGUGUUUGUUUGAAUUUAUAAAUAUAUAUUUAACUAUUUUAACGUGAGAAAUCUCAAACACAAAAGUGCCAUGUACAUGUACCCGCCAUAAUAUAACUAAUUGUAAAUAGAACAAUAUCUUCGAUAUAAAUGUAUGUGUGUUGCAAUUUAUAAACAAAAGUAUGUAUUUCAACUUUUUUACUAAUUACGUGGGAUUCUAAUGAACUAAAUUAGCUCUUUCCUAAUGAUUUCUGUGUUUAAACGAGUAGGUAUAGAAGGCCCCGGUAUUUUUAGAUAAAUUCUAAUUCAGAUACGUCUAUCUAUGUUGGGGUUUCCAUUGCGUAAUGAAUGACUUAGGAGGAGCGUUUAAGCUUAUACUAAUCAACAGAGUGCAUGUAUAAAUAACCAAUAGUGGUUUUACCGAAUGACUGCAUUUUAAAAUGUGUAUUUUAUUUUUAUAGAAAAGUCGCACCUACAACUGAAGUUAUAUGAGAGCUGACAACACAUUUUUAAAAAUAUUCUUUUGAAAAUAAAUAAUAUAUUACUUUUGUAA